Messenger RNA from Cylindrotheca closterium, 537 nucleotides. The record is from the annotation of a GenBank genome assembly. NCBI's taxonomy places the organism in Eukaryota, Bacillariophyta, Bacillariophyceae, Bacillariales, Bacillariaceae.
AUGAACACGAACCGAACUCCAAGCUUGCUCCUCAUUGCAGCAAUGUCUGCCUUGAGCCCAGCGUAUGCCUUUGCGUUUACGACAUCUUUCUCUCACUCUGCUCACGCCAGUGCGACCGCCCUUCAUUUGAAAUCCGGUCAAGGAAAUCAAUUGGUGGCUGCCUUCAAUGCUGCCGCUGUCAAGAAGGAUCAUGACGAUGAUUUUGUUGCCGCUGCCACGAAUGCUGUAUUGGAACAACAAAAGCAUGAGACCGCUCCUGCCAACCCAGAAGCUCGAAGCCUUGCAGCUCGUCUCUUUUCUUUAGAUUUCAACAACCAUGCCAAGGAUGAUGUUGUAUAUUAUCCAUUGGUUGGAUUCAAGAUGGUUCAUCAUGAAGGUCGUGUCAUUCCUCUGCCCACGAGCAGCACUGCCUGCUGUCAAAUUCCAACUCGGGAACAAGCAGAUCAAGAAGUCUACGGAUGGUUCAGUCCUGCUUGCCAUUUGGAUUUAUAUUCGGAAGAUAUCUGUCACGGGCCUACAGAAGAAGCGUCAUCAUAG